AACGACGAUAUGGCUUUUUUUCUUUCUUCCUUUUUCUUUUGAUUUCUCUGCACUUUUACCCACUCUGUUUUUUUGAUUGGGGAGGUGCAAUCCGCUUUGUAAUCACUUUUUUGAUAGUUUUACUCCAGCCUGCGUGUCUUUUUUUUUUGCGCGCUUUCUACGACAUCCCAUAUGAAAUGUUGUUUACAUUGGUUCUGGAGCACGAGGGGUGUACUCAUGCUGUUCCUUGUUCUCUUUUCUUUCUACACCCUUAGACUUUUCAUCGUCUUCUCAUCAACCUACGUUUUUUUUCUCUUUCUUUUCCUUCUUGCUAAAGCGGGGGUGUGUAUUUUUUUCGUUAUCACUACUUUGCUUUGCUUUCGGUGCGUUGGCGAGAAGAAAAAAAGUAGAGUAUUAUACCCUUCCCUUUCCCAAUCUUUUUUUUUGUUUUUGCAAGCAUAUUUUAGAUCGUUUUGGUGUUUAAGCUGGGAUUCUGGUUUUUUGCUGGAGUAUAUGUAGGGUGGUAGAUAGAUGUAUUGAUAUAUAUUUUUCUCUAUCUCUCUCUGUGUG
This is a messenger RNA of Bipolaris sorokiniana ND90Pr, 549 nucleotides long. RefSeq lists its product as uncharacterized. Bases 172 to 498 code for a protein of 108 amino acids. The record is from RefSeq and is a predicted model, not a curated record. NCBI's taxonomy places the organism in Eukaryota, Fungi, Ascomycota, Dothideomycetes, Pleosporales, Pleosporaceae. The transcript has a single exon.